AUGACAAAUUCGGUUACAGAUUCUGAGGCCCUGUUGAAACUUAAGCAAUCGUUUACCAAUGCAGAAGCUCUUGAUUCUUGGAGACCAGAGACGACAUCCUGCGACGAGGAUAACAGGUGGGACGGGGUGGUUUGUGCCAAUGGCGUUGUCACUGGUGUCCAGCUGAAUGGAUUGAACCUAUCUGGGAAAAUAGAUAUCGAUGCCCUGGUCCAGAUUCCUGGACUCCGAACCCUGGGGAUUCAGUUCAAUGCCUUUUCAGGUCCCAUUCCGGAAUUCAAUCGCUUAGGUGCAUUGAAGGCUAUUUACUUGACGGGCAAUGGGUUUUCAGGUGAAAUUUCGGGAGAUUAUUUUGGUAAAAUGGAUUCUUUGAAGAAAGUUUGGCUCUCUAGUAACAAAUUUACUGGUGCAAUCCCAGUGUCGCUGUGGCAUUUGCGUCACCUAAUUGAAUUACAUCUAGAAGGAAAUCAGUUUUCAGGUACAAUCCCAGCUUUGGAACAACCAACAUUGAUGUCACUAAACCUCUCGAACAAUAACUUAAACGGAGAAAUUCCACAGGGAUUAUCAAGAUUUAAUGCAAGCUCAUUCCGGGGGAAUCCUGGACUUUGUGGAGAGAAAUUAGGUAAUCCUUGCGGUGGCAUAACGGUGCCAAGUAGCGAUAAUAAUGACGAUUCAAGAAUGAUCUCUUAUGGAGUCCUGAUAGCCUCAGGUGUCAUGCUUUUGCUCAUGUGUUCCGGGAUUUAUGUGCUCAGACGUAAACAAGAGACGGAAUCCGAUGUAAUGGCGGAUGAGGAUCUUGAUGGAAGUGUCGGGGUACGGAUAUCAAGUGCAAAUAAGAAGGAACUGAGUGCAAGCCAGAAAAGUACCGGCUCCAGUCGCAGAGGAUCCAAUCGCAUUGGAGAUCUAGUAAUGGUAAACAAUGAGUUGGGUGAAUUUGGGCUGGCAGAUUUGAUGAAGGCUUCAGCAGAAGUGCUUGGAAAUGGAACACUUGGAUCCACGUACAUGGCAGUGAUGUCGAAUGGUUUGGCAGUGGCGGUGAAAAGGAUAAAAGAGAUGAAUAAAAUUGGAAGGGAUGGAUUUGACGCCGACAUCAGGCGUUUAGGGAGACUGAAACACAAAAACAUCUUGACACCAUUAGCUUAUCAUUUCCGGAAAGACGAAAAGCUGUUGGUAUACGAAUACAUUCCUAGAGGCAGUUUGCUUUAUCAUUUGCAUGCGGAUCGAGGACCUUCUCAUGCUGAGCUGAAUUGGCCUACACGUCUCAAGAUAAUUCAGGGGAUAGCCCAGGGGUUGGGCUAUCUCCACACCGAACUUUCCAGUUUUGAGGUGCCCCACGGCAAUCUGAGGUCUAACAACGUGCUUCUAACUCUCGAGUAUGAGCCAAUAGUAGCAGAUUAUGGCUAUUGUUCUCUGAUCAGCGGUCAGGCCAGAGAAUCCCUUUUAGCAUACAAGUCGCCUGAGGUUGUACAAUAUCAGCAGGUUUCCCCCAAAUGCGAUGUUUACUGUCUUGGAGUGCUCAUUCUUGAGCUGAUCACAGGCAAGUUUCCAUCCCAAUAUUCCAAUAGUGGCACUGGGGGGACUGAUGUGGUUCAAUGGGCAAAAUCAGCAAUAGCUGAGGGAAGAGAGGCCGAGUUAUAUGAUCCAGAGAUCGCUAGCUCGAGCAAUUCCCGAAGUGAGAUGGAAGAACUACUCCACGUUGGUGCGGCAUGCACAGAAAAUAACCCUGAGCAACGGCUGGAUGUUAGAGAAGCCAUUAGGAGAAUAGAGGACAUACAAAUAGCCGGAUAUCAGAGCGCUAGAUCCUUUAAUGUACUACCGUCACUAAGAGAUGGAUGUGCAGAAUCAGCCGAUGCAUCGCAAUCCCAACAGCUAAAUGCACAACGUGUUUGUGCUGACCAGUGCCGCAACAGCAUCAAUGUUGAGGACAGACCAGGCCAUCGGACAACAACUGACAGUUUUGCCUUUGACACAGUGUCUAGUCCAUUUGAAGCAUAAUUAGUAUUGGACUCUUCCCAAAAAUCUGCUUUUCGCCGCCAUGCAGGAGAAUGAAACAGAAUGUGGAUGAAAAAUUAACAGCCCUCGAUUGAGAUUGUGAAGGGUCGCUUUUGGCUGUUAAUUUCUCAGCUCAUCGGGAAGAUGAAUCAGGUAAUUAGGAUUGCCCCAUUUAUUACGGCAUUGGCAAGCUGAAGACCAGUCGCAAAAAUGGCCCUUUCUUGCACGAUGUAACCGGCCGAAAGAUGCAUUUGAUCUUUAAUUUGCUUGGCCAGAUUCCACCUGUUGCCUUCAGUUUUUCUUUUAUCUCUCUGUUUUUUUGUAAUUUGUGGGGUGGA
Messenger RNA from Coffea eugenioides, 2327 nucleotides. RefSeq names its product pollen receptor-like kinase 3. NCBI's taxonomy places the organism in Eukaryota, Viridiplantae, Streptophyta, Magnoliopsida, Gentianales, Rubiaceae. Gene Ontology annotation, molecular function: ATP binding; protein kinase activity; protein binding. The record is from RefSeq and is a predicted model, not a curated record. The transcript has 2 exons. Gene Ontology annotation, biological process: protein phosphorylation. Bases 1 to 1992 code for a protein of 663 amino acids.